CAAAGAACGUUUUCACAAAACCACCAACAAAAAAGAAGAAAUUUGUCGACGGAAAAUGUUCUUCUCUCAGUCGGCGUCUUUUCGGGUUCUUUUAUGUUUUCAUUCAGUUUAAAAAAUGCAGUAAGUCGAAGAAAGAAACCAAGAGAUUCGCAUGGUAGAAAAAGGUAAGACAAAGAGUUGGAAGGGAAGAGAGAUUCAGACACUGUUAAAUUAUCAGAGCGACGUCGUUUGCAACACCAAGAAGAAAAAAUCGGACGACGAGAGAGAUCGCCUCGUGGUUGCUGUUACUCCCCCUAUGUCUUACAACCACCGGAUCCGGCUCGUGACUCUCAAAACUGCUACAUCCGCGGGUGCGGAUGCUGCUAUUGGGAAGGUUCUCCCCAACGGAGAUAUUUACACAGGUGGCUUCUCCGGUAACGCGCCUCAUGGAUCGGGAAAGUACCUUUGGAAAGAUGGGUGCAUGUAUGAAGGCGAGUGGCGGCGAGGGAAAGCUUCCGGGAAAGGGAAGUUCUCGUGGCCGUCGGGAGCCACUUAUGAAGGGGAUUUCAAGUCGGGUCGGAUGGAAGGAAACGGGACGUUUAUCGGAUCCGACGAUGACUCGUAUUGUGGGUCUUGGAUCUCCAAUCGGACACAUGGGUACGGUCUUAAAGGUUACGCCAAUGGGGAUUACUAUGAAGGUUCGUGGAAGAAAGACCUACAAGACGGAUACGGGCGUAAUGUUUGGAGUAACGGGAACGAGUACAUCGGGGAAUGGAAAAACGGCGUAAUCUCCAGUCGUGGAACAUUGAUUUGGUCGAACAAAAACCGGUUUGAAGGGAAAUGGGAAAACGGAGUCCCCAAAGGGGGAGGAGUUUUCUCCUGGCCAGACGGAAGCCGUUAUAUCAUACCUUGGAACGAAGAUAACAUGAAGAAAGUUCAACAGUUAAACGGAACAUUACGUAAUGGGAACGACUGGAAAGAGCAUUGUGAUGGAAGGGGAAGCUUAGGGGAAAGAAUCAUUAAUUUCCCGAGGAUUUGCAUAUGGGAAAGUGAUGGUGAAGAAGGAGACAUUACUUGCGAUAUAAUCGAUAAUGCUGAAGCCUCGAUGAUUUACAGAAAUGGGUUUAGGGAGUUUAGAAGAAAUCCUUGUUGUUUUAGUGGGGAAAUCAAGAAACCAGGCCAACUGAUUUCUAAAGGCCAUAAGAAUUAUGAUUUAAUGCUUAAUUUGCAAUUGGGUAUCAGGUAUUCUGUUGGGAAACAUGCAUCGAUGAUGUUGCGGGAUUUGAAGCAGACAGAUUUUGAUCCAAAAGAGAAGUUUUCGAUGAGGUUUCCGAGUGAAGGAUCGAAGCUUACUCUGCCUCAUCAAUCCGCCAAGUUCCGGUGGAAGGAUUAUUGUCCGGUUGUGUUUCGACAUUUGAGGGAGCUAUUCCAAGUUGAUCCUGCUGAUUACAUGCUAGCUAUUUGCGGCAAUGAUGCCCUUAGAGAGCUUUCUUCUCCGGGGAAGAGUGGAAGCUUCUUUUACCUUACUCAAGAUGACAGAUUCUUGAUAAAAACAGUAAAGUGAAGUCAAAGUUCUUAUAAGGAUGCUUCCGAGUUAUUACCAACAUGUUUGUCGGUAUGAAAACUCCCUCGUAACAAAAUUUUAUGGCGUGCACUGUGUCAAACCAGUUGGUCGUCAGAAGACCCGGUUCAUUGUGAUGGGUAAUUUGUUCUGUUCUGAGUAUCGAAUCCAUAGACGGUUUGACCUUAAAGGAUCCUCCCAUGGCCGCUCAACCGAUAAGCCAAAGAGGAAAUCGAUGAAACAACAACCCUUAAAGACCUGGAUCUCAAUUUCAUGUUUCACCUCCAAAGAAAUUGGUUUGAGGAACUCAUGAAGCAAAUCGAUCAAGAUUGUGAGUUCUUGGAGGCUGAGAGAAUUAUGGAUUAGAGUCUUUUGGUUGGACUACACUUCCGUGAUGAUAAUAGAGGUGAUAAAAUGGGAUUAUCAUCGUUUCUCUUGCGCACUGGUAAGUAAUAAGGAUUCGUAUCAAAAUGAAAAGUAUAUGUGGGGCUGUAGGUUCCUUGAAGCAGAGCUACAAGACAUGGAUAGGGUUUUAUCUGGCAGGUAAUUUUGGUUGUCCCUAUUUUUAUGGUUCAAAGGAGCUUAGAUUUUAAAUGUAUUGGUUAACUGUUGAUUGUGUGUGUUGUAACUAUCAUGCUCUGAAGUCUAUGGUCAGGUAUGUCUUUUUCUGCUGUGAUGGAAUUUGCCGACAUGCAACCUAUUUUGAUCAUGAAUUAUGGCAAACGCAAUCAAAGCUUCUAAACUUUAUCUUAGUAGUACUUUUUAAAAUGUCUUGUUCUCAUAAUGAUUUUGAUCCCUGGCUAUAAGGCAUACCAUUUGUAGAUUUUCCUUCUUGGUG
This is a messenger RNA of Hibiscus syriacus, 2378 nucleotides long. Its product is annotated as phosphatidylinositol 4-phosphate 5-kinase 1-like. Bases 152 to 1543 code for a protein of 463 amino acids. The record is from RefSeq and is a predicted model, not a curated record. Gene Ontology annotation, biological process: phosphatidylinositol metabolic process. Lineage: Eukaryota; Viridiplantae; Streptophyta; Magnoliopsida; Malvales; Malvaceae. Gene Ontology annotation, molecular function: phosphatidylinositol kinase activity. The transcript is spliced from 8 exons.